Dentiscutata erythropus is the source of this 150-nucleotide messenger RNA. NCBI's taxonomy places the organism in Eukaryota, Fungi, Glomeromycota, Glomeromycetes, Diversisporales, Gigasporaceae. The record is from the annotation of a GenBank genome assembly.
UAUGUUUCAAAAACAGUUGGUAUUGCACAAAGUUCAAGUGGAGUAAAUCCAGAACUUAAUUGCACAGAAAUUAGUUUAGCUUUGGCAUUUAUUUUACCUCAUAGAAAGAGGUAUAAAUUUUUGACUAGUUUCUUUAUUCUUAAUUUGUGA